Messenger RNA from Entamoeba nuttalli P19, 903 nucleotides. Its product is annotated as RNA recognition motif (RRM, RBD, or RNP domain) containing protein. The transcript has a single exon. The record is from RefSeq and is a predicted model, not a curated record. Lineage: Eukaryota; Evosea; Mastigamoebida; Endamoebidae. The coding region runs from base 1 to 903 and encodes 300 amino acids. Gene Ontology annotation, molecular function: zinc ion binding; RNA binding.
AUGUCUAGCUCUGAAGAAAAGAGUAUUGAAAGUGAAGAAGUUAAAGAAGAAGUUAAAGAAGAAGUUGAAAAGAAAGAAAAGAAGGAGAAGAAAGACAAAAAAGAAAAGAAGGAGAAGAAAGAUAAAAAAGAAAAGAAAGAAAAGAAACAUAAGAAGGACAAAAAAGAAAAGAAAGAGCAUAAACACCACCAUCACUCAAAGAAAGAAGAAGAAGAAAAGAAAGAAGAGCAUAGUGAAGAAGAAAAGAAGGAGGAGUCUAAAAUGGAAGAAGAGCAUAAUGAAGAAGAAAAAGAAGAUAAAAGCCACAGUGAAGAAGAAAAGGAAAAAAGUCAAAGUGAAGAAGAAAAAGAAAAGAAAGAAGAAAAGAAAGAUAAUGAAACAAAAGAAUUUAUUCCAGUUGAGGAUGUUAAAUUAGUUAGUGUCUUUGUAAAGAAUAUUCCAUAUGGAUGGGCAACUAAUGAUAUGUAUCAAUAUUUUGCUUCUAGUGGACCAGUCAAAACUCGUGUUAUUACUAAUAAAGAAACAGGAAAAUCAAGAGGAUUUGGUUAUCUUGAUUUUGUUGACUUAGAAGCUGCUAAUAAGUUUGUUGAAGAACAUCAAGGUGAAGAGGUUGAUGGUAGACCUCUCUUUUUAGACUUAGCUGAUGGAAAGAAAGGUGGUGAUAAAGAUAAUAAUGGAGGAAAAUUCGGUGCAUUUGGAUCAAGUAAUAAAACAGGAAAACAACAUACAUACAAAGGUAAACAAGGAGGAGAUAAUGUUUGUUUCAAUUGUGGUAAACCAGGUCAUAUGAGUAGAGAAUGUCCAGAGCCAAGAAAGGAUAAUAGAAAAGGAGGAUUUAAACGAUCUUUUAAUGAAAAUAAGACUGAAACAAAAAAUGAUCCUAAGCAUAUUAGAUUUGAUUAA